UCAAUAGCGACUCCGAGUCAGAGUUGAGAGAGACAGAAGCUGUUGCCAAUGGAGGCAGAGUGAUUUGAUAACACCACACGCAAGCCAUGGACGCCUUCAAAAUGCUACUACUACCAGUCUUUGGCGUUCUACUUACCUCUAUCGCAGGACUUGCACAGGGUUCGUCCAUUGGAAAGAGAUCAAGUGAACGAGCUAUAGACUUGGAUCUAGAAAGUCAGUUAAGCAGAGUGAAGCGACUAGAUGCUGAAGUUCCCGAGCUUUCUCGUACCAAGAGACGAGAUGUUGUCGUGAAUGACGGAUUGUCACGCAUGAAGAGAUAUAACACAGAUGAAAUGCCAUCCCUCUCUCGAGAGAAACGAGGCGACAUGGAAAAUCCCGCACUUUCUCGAAUGAAAAGAGGCGACCUUGACGACAAUCCCGUCUUAUCUCGUGAAAAAAGGCAGGAUUUGUCUGAAAUUAUCGGUCUCUCUCGCAUGAAGAGAGGCGAUGAACUAGAUGUGGAACUAUCACGCGAAAAGAGACAUGAUGUGGACGGCAGUUUAGCACUUUCGAGAAAAAAGAGAGAGGGCAAGAAUCUCCUGAGGGUGAAGAGAGUGGAUCCCGAUUCAAUGGAGCUGGAUAGAGUUAAAAGAGGGGAGGUAAUUCUGAUUCGAAAAAGGCGAAAUACUGACGAUGCCGAAAAGGAUAUUUCUGGUGACAUCGCUCCAAAGGAGAAGACACAGAAGAGGAAAACCGAAAACCAGAACCUUGACAAAGCUGAUCAGAAAGCAUUGGUGAAGAAGUCAUCUCACAUGAAACGAAAACGAGGCUACUGGGAGAAGCGAAAAAGGGGAGACUAUUUGGUCCGUGAAGUCAACAGGAGAGAAAUGUACCACAAGAGAAGAAACAUGAACAAAAGAGGAAGAUCAAAGAUGAUGAAGAAGAAAGCCAUCCAGGGCAAGCAGAAACUUCAGAAGGAGGCGAAGAUGAAGCGAAAUUGGAAGAAGGCCGCCAAGAAGUCACUGGGAAACAGUUCAAUUAAACACUUAUAAUUAGGGGCAAAUUCGCGCACAACUGUGUGUCAAGAUCUUAAGCAAAAUUGGUUGUGUUUAUUUUGAAUGUACAUAGUACCGUGAAGUAAAGAACAUCAAUGUGCAUCAAAUUGUGAUUCCUAUUUUUUCAGCAACAAACUGUCUCUGGCGUAAGCUACAAGUCAUUAUCUGAUGCCAUGCACUGUCUACUACGGCCACUGCCAGUAUUUUCUUUUUUUUUGGCUACACAACAUGUGUUUAUGUAGAGUUUCCUAUUAAUUGUAUUCACGGGGGAUUACAAUAAGAGAACAAAAUGUGUAUAUUCCAAAGAAUAUCAGCUACCAUCGUUAUAACAAAGAUACACACUGCUCUGUAUGCUCCUGGAUUUCAAGAGACUGCCUUCUGUCACAAUGAACAUGUAUUUUCAUUACUGUCAGUUGUAAAUCUGAAUAUAUUCCUGUUGUGGUUGUACAAUGUAAGUAACAGGGCCAAUCAGCAUAUCUAUCAUGAUAAUUUCUCAAAGUAUAACCAGUGAGGUUAAUUGUUGAAAUCAAUAUAAACGAAUGUAUUCUCAUAGAGUGCCCUGUGCCUUUAUUGAAUAAAUGCUGUUAGUUAAAUGUA
This is a messenger RNA of Haliotis rubra (blacklip abalone), 1631 nucleotides long. RefSeq lists its product as uncharacterized. The coding region runs from base 87 to 1031 and encodes 314 amino acids. The transcript is spliced from 2 exons. The record is from RefSeq and is a predicted model, not a curated record. Lineage: Eukaryota; Metazoa; Mollusca; Gastropoda; Lepetellida; Haliotidae.